This is a messenger RNA of Hyaloperonospora brassicae, 1803 nucleotides long. Lineage: Eukaryota; Oomycota; Peronosporomycetes; Peronosporales; Peronosporaceae. The record is from the annotation of a GenBank genome assembly.
AUGAGGGGAAACGACACGUCCGCUGCUUUCGAGACGACGACGGCGACCGUCGUCACCGAAGAGCAGCGGUCCUUGCGCCAAGUUCCGGCCACGGAGCUGCCCCCGUCGCUGGACCACGAGGCCGCAGCAGCAGUGCAGCGUCCCGACACGGCGAACGUGGACGUCAACGUGGCGCUUGGGGACGUUGCAGCGGACGAGGAAGAGGACGUGAUGGAAAUGAACGCUCGAGAACAAGAGCUGCUGGUGAACAUUCAAGAGCUGCAGCGCCAGUUGUCGAUGGUGCAGAUCCAAACGGAUAAACCGCAGGAAGAGAUUGUGCCACCGCUGAUGGACGCACGACACCGGUUGAUUAUGGUGUCGAAUCGACUGCCGAUUUCGUUUCAACGCAAUGAAGCGACGGGGGAGUGGAGCUUUACCAUGAGCUCGGGCGGACUCGUGACGGCGUUGAAUGGGAUUCGCGACCAAGUGCCGUUUAUCUGGAUUGGAUGGCUGGGCGAAGAGAUUCCCCAUGACGAACAGAGCAAAGUGCGGGAGAAGCUGGCCAAGGAGUUCAACUGCGUGCCGGUGUUUUUGUCAAAGGAAAUUGCUGCGCGCUACUACAACGGCUUUAGCAAUGACAUUCUGUGGCCCAUCUUCCACUACGUUCCACUCCCGCUCUUCCGACCAGGGAGCGAGAAGAAGUUUGAUUUUCGACAGUGGGAUGCCUACAAGCUGGCCAACAAGCGGUUUGCGCAGGCUGUGAACCAAGUGUAUCGGGAGGGGGACUUUGUGUGGGUACAUGAUUACCAUUUGAUGAUGCUGCCGUCGCUGCUACGGUCGCGGCACCCGCUCUGUAAAGUUGGCUGGUUUCUUCACACUCCUUUUCCCACGGAUGAAAUGUAUCGAACGCUGCCCGUGGGCGACGAGAUUCUAGAAGGUCUACUUGGCGCAGACUUGCUCGGGUUUCACACGUACGAUAAUGCCCGCCAUUUCAUUGCCGCCUGCGAACGUCUGCCAGGUGCAUCGACUUCUCCAAAAGGUGUGGAGCUUAGCAACCACUUUACGGCGAUUGGCGUGUUUCCUAUCGGGAUUGACCCGGAACACUUUGAGGAUACGUUGAACUCGGAGGCCACGCAAACACGCAUUCAAGAGCUGAAAGCCAAGUUCGCGGGAUGCAAAGUCAUCAUCGGAGUUGACCGGAUGGACUACAUCAAGGGCAUACCGCACAAACUACUCGCAAUGGAGCGAUUUCUGUCGUUGUAUCCAGAACGGUGCAAGAACGUCGUGCUUAUCCAGAUCGGCGUGCCGUCUCGCACGGGUGUACAAGAGUACCAGCAUCUCGCAGCAAGCGUGAACGAGAUGGUCGGUCGUAUCAAUGGCAGAUUUGGGACGCUGACGCAUUGUCCAGUGCACUACAUUCACCAGCCAGUGGCCCCCAGUGAACUGGUUGCGCUCUACAAUCUCGCUGAUGCGUGCCUCGUGACGUCCAUCCGUGACGGCAUGAAUCUCGUGAGCCACGAAUACGUGAUCUGUCAGUGUCAGCCGUGCGAGCCGCAUCGUGAAGGGCCAGGCGUGCUCAUCUUGAGCGAAUUUGCGGGCAGUGCCCAGUCGUUAUCAGGUGCGAUCCGUGUGAAUCCCUGGAAUACGACGGACGUGGCAAACGCGCUCGAGUUUGCACUGGAGUUGCCGCCCAUGGAACGCGAAUACCGUCAGACGAACCUGCAUCGCUACGUGAAGACGCACACUGCGAGUUUUUGGGGUCGGAGCUUUUUGUCCGAUUUGGAGGACGUGGUGUCGCGACCGCGGGCUACGGCGAAGAAUUAG